Messenger RNA from Frankliniella occidentalis (western flower thrips), 859 nucleotides. RefSeq names its product isochorismatase domain-containing protein 1. The coding region runs from base 140 to 778 and encodes 212 amino acids. NCBI's taxonomy places the organism in Eukaryota, Metazoa, Arthropoda, Insecta, Thysanoptera, Thripidae. The record is from RefSeq and is a predicted model, not a curated record. Gene Ontology annotation, cellular component: cytoplasm. The transcript is spliced from 4 exons.
UCUGGUCCUCAGACCAGUUCAAACGUAUUGCUGACAACGCACUCGUUGACUUGACAACAAGGAAUUGAGUUCUAUCAGUAGGACCUAUGUUCUUUCUACUGUUUUCGUCUUUUCAUAGCCCACAAAUUUGUAAAUAAGAAUGUCGCCUGUUCCGGUUCUUGUAAAAUUUGGUCUUUUGCCGGAGAAACACACAGCUUUCUUUCUGUGUGAUAUUCAGGAAAAAUUCCGUCCCGCUAUGCUUCAUUUUCAGGAGAUAGUGCAAGCUGCAGAUAAGUUGGUGCAGGCAAGUAGAAUUUUAGAUAUACCAUUGAUAGUUACUGAACAAAAUCCUGUCGGCUUGGGGAGCACUGUCAAAGAACUUGACAUCAAUCAUGCAGUUGGUGUUCACAGUAAAACAAAGUUUAGCAUGAUCAUCCCUGAAGUUAUGACACAAAUCAAUGAUGUUUGUGGUGGACAUCUCCAGUGUGUUGUUCUCUUUGGAAUUGAGACCCACAUAUGUGUGGAGCAAACUGCAGCAGAGCUCUGUGCUAGAGGUUACAAGGUUCAUAUUGUUGCUGAUGCGUGCACUUCCCGUACACAAGAGGACCGGCUCUUAGCAUUUGAGCGACUUCGUCAAAUGGGCUGCUUCAUAACUACAACAGAAACAGUUAUCUUUAAGCUUCUUGGAGACAAGGAACACCCAAAGUUUUGUGAUAUGCGACCUUUGUUUAAAAGUCCCACAACUUGUACCGGUCUUGCAUUUUCUGCAAACUCUGCCAAAACUCAAUCAAACACUUAGGACACUCACUUCAAUCCUCAAAAAAGAAGCAUUUUCAACAGUUAUUAACACACGUCUAAUAAAAUGAUUCAAUAUUUCAAA